AUGAGCACCACCGAGGACAUGGAGAAAAAAUUGCAGCCCGAGCCGGCCGUCUCGCCAAUCGACGAUCCGGAGUCCGUCGAGAAGCAGAAGGUGCGCGGCUUCUUUGCGACAAUCCGAUACUACGAGGAGUUCCUGGAUCGCAAACUAGGCAUCGAGUCGAAUAGUCUGGAUCGCGUGCUCCCCGAGAAUCGCGAUUCGCCGAGCUCCGUGGUGAUGGCGCUUAUGUGGGCGUCGGCGACGAUGAAUAUCAGCUGUUUUAGCACGGGGUUUCUAGGGAAUGAAUUCGGAUUGUCUCUUGGGCAGACCAUCCCCAUUGUGAUCUUUGCGACGCUGUUGGGUGCUGCUGUGACGGGCUGGUGCGCUACCAUGGGCCCUGGGACUGGUCUGCGCCAGGUCGCCAUCUCCAGAUACUCGCUCGGUUUCUACCCAUCGUCUAUCAUCGCCCUGCUGAACGUUAUCGAACAACUGGGCUGGGCCUCCGUCAACUGUAUCACCGGCGGGCUUGCGCUCAGCGCCGUCUCGAACGGACACGUUUCUGUCGCAGUCGGUGUUGUGAUCGUCGCCUGCAUCAGUCUGCUGUUCAGCUUCGUCGGUCUACGUGGCGUCCUGCUGUACGAGAAGUACGCAUGGAUUCUGUUCUUCAUUAUCUUCAUGAUCAUUUACGGCGAGGCUGCCCACCGUGCGAACCUCUCCGCGCCAGCCACAGUCACGGGCAUGACCAGGUCGGGCAACGUGCUGAGUCUGAUUAGUGUUGUGUAUGGGUCUAGCGCGUCGUGGAGCUCAAUUGUGUCCGACUUCUAUGUGCAUUACCCCGUGGACACGCCCAAGAUCAAGGUGUUUUUGUACACCACUUUUGGCAUCACGAUCCCUACGUGCAUUGGCAUGUUGCUUGGUGCGUGUAUCAGCUCGGCGCUGGGCACGAAUCCGGAGUGGGCUACUGCGUAUGAAAGUGGCAUUGGUGAGAUCUUGAAGACGAUCAUCUAUCCGAGCGGAUUCGCCAAGCUCCUGCUUGUUCUGCUGGUCUUGUCUGGAAUCGGUGUCAACUGCAUCGCCAUCUACUCCGGCGCCCUUUCCGCACAACUCUUCGCUCCCUCAUUCGCUAAAGUACCUCGCAUCGCCUGGUCCAUCGUCGUCUUCGGCGGCAUCUUAGCCAUUGGCAUCGCUGGCCGCGACCACCUGCUGGACGUGCUGGAGAACUUCCUCUCGCUGCUCGGGUACUGGAACACGUCCUUCUUCGCGAUCCUUUUCAUUGAGCACUACUACUUCCGCAAUGGCAGCCUGGCUAACUACGACCUCGAUGCCUGGAAUACCCCGUCCAAAAUGCCUGUCGGGUAUGCCGGGCUCACGGCAUUCCUGUGCGGUGCGGCGGGAUGGAUCAUCGGCAUGGUGGAGACUUACUAUGUCGGAGUGCUCGCGGCCAAGAUCGGCGCCGACGGGGGUGACAUUGCCAACGAGCUGGCGCUUGUCUUCACGUCCGUCUCGUAUCUCCCCCUUCGGGUGCUGGAACUCAAGUACGUGGGGCGAUGA
Molecule: messenger RNA, 1527 nt
Organism: Penicillium canariense
Lineage: Eukaryota; Fungi; Ascomycota; Eurotiomycetes; Eurotiales; Aspergillaceae
Product: putative nucleoside transporter
Exons: 3
Coding region: 1-1527 (508 amino acids)
Biological process (GO): transmembrane transport
Cellular component (GO): plasma membrane; fungal-type vacuole membrane
Molecular function (GO): transmembrane transporter activity
Source: RefSeq, a predicted model, not a curated record